GCCCCCCGGCUCUCCAGGCAGGGCUCUGGGCUCCGGCGUCUGCUCGGCGGCCACCUCCAUCCGACCGGCUCGGCGGGACCGAGCCGAGCCAGGGGGCCCGCUCUGGCCCGGCCAUGAGCGCGGCCGCAUGAUGCGUCCCUGCCUCGGUCGCUGCAGUCGCCGUCGCCGCCGGCCGGGAGGAGCCGCAGCGCCGGGCGACCCCGCCUUGACCUCGGAUCCCAUCACAUAGGACAGCAUGCACCUUAAGAUCCUGAAGAAAAGGCGCAAAGUGUUCAAGUGAUGUUCAGAAGUAGUUUGUGAGGGCGCGUCAGGGAAAUCAUGCAGCCAUCAGGACACAGGCUCCGGGACGUCGAGCAUCAUCCUCUCCUGACCGAAAAUGACAAUUAUGACUCUUCGUCGUCAUCCUCCUCUUCUGAGGCUGAUGUGGCAGACAGGGUCUGGUUCAUCCGCGAUGGAUGUGGCAUGAUCUGCGCUGUCAUGACGUGGCUUCUGGUUGUCUAUGCAGACUUUGUGGUGACGUUCGUCAUGCUGCUCCCCUCCAAAGACUUCUGGUACUCUGUGGUCAAUGGGAUCAUUUUCAACUGCCUGGCUGUGCUUGCCCUGUCGUCCCACCUGAGAACCAUGCUCACCGACCCUGGGGCAGUACCCAAAGGAAACGCUACGAAAGAAUACAUGGAGAGUUUGCAGCUGAAGCCCGGUGAAGUGAUCUACAAGUGCCCCAAGUGCUGCUGUAUCAAGCCAGAGCGCGCCCACCACUGCAGUAUUUGUAAAAGAUGUAUUCGGAAAAUGGAUCAUCACUGCCCAUGGGUGAACAAUUGUGUAGGAGAAAAGAAUCAGAGAUUUUUUGUGCUCUUCACUAUGUAUAUAGCUCUGUCUUCAGUCCAUGCUCUGAUUCUCUGUGGAUUGCAGUUCAUUUCCUGUGUCCGUGGGCAGUGGACAGAAUGCAGUGAUUUUUCACCUCCAAUAACUGUAAUCCUGUUGAUCUUCCUGUGCCUUGAGGGUCUUCUGUUUUUCACUUUCACUGCAGUUAUGUUUGGCACCCAGAUCCACUCCAUAUGCAAUGAUGAAACGGAGAUCGAGAGACUGAAAAGUGAGAAACCCACGUGGGAGCGGCGACUGCGAUGGGAAGGGAUGAAGUCUGUCUUUGGGGGUCCCCCCUCCCUCCUCUGGAUGAAUCCCUUUGUUGGCUUCCGAUUUAGGCGACUGCAAAUGAGACCCAGAAGAGGAGGCCCGGAGUUCUCUGUGUGAGGCCCUCCUGUCAUGCUGGAACUUGUAAAUGACUGGCAGUUAUUUAUUUGGAGUCUGAAAGGGCAUCAGCAGCUCAUCUGUGACCAAUAGGGCAAAAUGGAACCUACACAAACCAGUUGCUUGCAGCAAGCAGAAUUUUAUAUAUUUCUAGUCACAGAUUGCAGAUUUUCCAAACUGGAUGAUGACGCUCUCUUCAGUUUUCACCCGUACGACCAGUGUAAAGGUGUGUGGCCAUGCACAGAAGCCAAAUGUCAUUACCUUCCUGCACAGUUAGGAUUCUUGUUAACAAUACUUUGCAUUUUCUAAGAAGAUGUUUGGGAUAUUACAUGGGUUAUCAAAACCCUGUGUACUGAGCUGCUUUUUCAAUAUGAAGAAAAAAAAUGUCAAUCCAGUGAACAAGAAUUCUCAGACCAGUCAUUUCAGGGAGUUCCUGUUGACCCUGUGAUUCAUUAGUGCACUCCCUUGAUCACAGAAGGGGCGUUUACAUAGAAAGACAUUUUGGACUUGAUUAGCUCUGACACUUGCACUGAAGUUGCAAAAGAUGUGUGUGCUAAACAGUGAAGGCGGCUUCCGGUACUCCCCACUGCCUGGAAGAGGCACCCUUUGACCCUUGCAGCAAGUCUGUAUGUGUGCGUGUCUGUGUGUGUGUGUGUGUGCGUGCAUGCAUGUGUGUGUCAAAAUUGGCAGUGUUGUUCACACAAUGUAACAUUUAACAGCUGUGUACAGCAAACAAGCUAUUUUUUAGAAAAGAUGUUUCAGGGAAGAGGGGAGAGCUGCUGCGGGGUCCUCCCCAGUGGGGUCCCCCUGGUGGGGUUACUAUGAAUGUAUUGCAUACUGGAGAAUAUCUUGAUCCAAAGAACAAUCAUUCCUGUGUGGUCCUUUGUUGCCCUCCUUUUUAAAUUUUAUUUUAAAAAUCUGGAGUGCACGAGGGCCUUGGAGCAUAUUUUUUUGUUGCUCCAGCCAAAUCAGCAGUGCAUAAAUGGCACCUCAGAAAGAGAAGAGCAAAGUCUCUUGGUGGCCUCCUGCCUCAUGCCUCUCGGUGCUGCUGAUGGCUGGGAGGUAGGGAGGCAUGUCAUCCGUGAGACACGAGAAGCCAGGGUUGGCCUUCUGGUGCCUCUGGGAAGGUGAGGGGCCGCAAGGCAGCCAGCCCCUGGCAGGGCCACUGCGUGCCUCCACGCAGGCAGCACUGAUGCUGAGAAUGGUCGGGAUGGCAACAGCUCGUGUUUUUCUGUCAUCAUUUAUGUUUACUUCUCUACCCACAGCACAGGUGAUAAAAUCGGAUCCUUGGUGUGGAGCUUACAAUUAUGCCAGAAAGCAAACAGCUCCCCUCCUUGGGGACUUGCCUUAAACUUGCCUGGUUUGUACAUUUUUUGCUGGACGCAUCAAGAAGCAAUCUGACACAAACACGGUCUGAGGGUCUUCCUUUUAGCCUGCCUCCUGUGCUGAGAAAAGUUGGUGUCUCCCUCCUGGGAACUGUUGGCCUAUGUCUUCAUCUGUGAGCUGUUUGGUUUUGUCUUUAGUUACUCUGUACCCUAUUCUGAUCAGGGCUUCUACCUUUGUCCGCGCAGAACCACAGAUGGACCUACCCGACACUCAAUUGUGGCCGAGUGAACAGACCUGUAGGUGCUUUUCAAAUGGACUGAGUCACUGAAGACAUGUGAGCUACUAGGGAUGAACUUUCACAGCCAGAGGAUGGGAUGCGUCUCGAGGGUGACACAGAGACUGUUCUGCGUGUUUAUUUGCACGUCUGUUGUCUGGGGAGGACGUGUGUACUGGGCUUCAAUGUGAGGCUUUAAUAUGUAUAUCUUGUUAAUCAAUAAAGUAAUUACCCAAGUGGUUGAAUCCUGUGAGACUCGGCAAGUACGUGCAAAUCAAGUGUACUUGACUUUUCAACCUCUUCUCUCAGUGUAACUUUUAUAUGAAAUAAAGUCACUAAUUGAUGGUUCUCAAA
This is a messenger RNA of Cynocephalus volans (Philippine flying lemur), 3199 nucleotides long. It is a transcript of the gene ZDHHC7, whose product is annotated as zinc finger DHHC-type palmitoyltransferase 7. The record is from RefSeq and is a predicted model, not a curated record. The transcript has 8 exons. Gene Ontology annotation, molecular function: protein-cysteine S-palmitoyltransferase activity. Lineage: Eukaryota; Metazoa; Chordata; Mammalia; Dermoptera; Cynocephalidae. Bases 319 to 1248 code for a protein of 309 amino acids. Gene Ontology annotation, biological process: protein targeting to membrane; peptidyl-L-cysteine S-palmitoylation. Gene Ontology annotation, cellular component: endoplasmic reticulum; Golgi apparatus.